Ananas comosus (pineapple) is the source of this 1396-nucleotide messenger RNA. Its product is annotated as auxin-responsive protein IAA10-like. Gene Ontology annotation, cellular component: nucleus. The coding region runs from base 70 to 1011 and encodes 313 amino acids. The record is from RefSeq and is a predicted model, not a curated record. Gene Ontology annotation, biological process: regulation of DNA-templated transcription. The transcript is spliced from 5 exons. Lineage: Eukaryota; Viridiplantae; Streptophyta; Magnoliopsida; Poales; Bromeliaceae. Gene Ontology annotation, molecular function: protein binding.
CUUCUCCAGAGCUACUACAUACACUCUUCUCUAGAGAGAGAAAGAGCGAAGAGAGAGAGAGAGAGAGAGAUGAGAGGAGUUCUAGGGCUCAGGGGAGGUGCUUCGUCGUCGGCGCCGAUCGCCGUGGCGGCGGCGGCGGCGGCGGAGGAGGAGGAGGAGGAGGGAGUGGAGGAGAACGAGGAGGAGGAGGAGGAGUUGGAGCUAGGGUUGAGCUUGCGGGCGAAGUCGCUCGCUCCCUUAAAGUCGGCGCCGAGGGGCCUAGGCUGCCGUAUCCUCACCGCGAAGGACCUGCCCCCGCUGACGUCGCCGAGAUCGUCGGCGUCGUCGUCGUCGUCCCCGGCGUCGGCGUCGGCGUCGGCGAGCAAGCGAGCGAAGGCCGAUAACAACCCCUCUCCCGAGGCCGUUGGAUCCGCUCACCCUCCCAGUCAAAUGGUGGUGGGAUGGCCACCCAUAAGAGCAUUUAGGAUGAACAGCUUGGUCAACUUGUCCAACAAAGACCACACCCCCGGAGAAGCCAAUGUCGGCGCCAGCAAGGAAGCCAACGCCGACUUCAGUGUAAAGGAUGUUCACGUGCCCAAGAGGGCUUCUUCUUCUUCAUCUUCUUCUUCUUCGUCUCCCUUUGUGAAAGUGUACAUGGAUGGGGAUCCUAUUGGGAGAAAGGUGGAUUUGAGUGCCCACCACUCUUAUGAGAGCCUCGCUUUGUCCCUUGAGCUCAUGUUCCGCAGCCCAACCCUGCCUUUAUCUGCUUCUGUUGUUGUUAUUAAUGGUGCGACAGCGUCGAAGUUAUUAGACGGCUCUUCUGAAUUCGCGCUAACGUACGAGGACAGAGAAGGAGAUUGCAUGCUGGUUGGAGAUGUUCCUUGGGAGAUGUUUCUGGACAAUGUUAAGAGGCUUAGAAUCAUGAGGACCUCUGAUGCAGGUAGACUUGCAGCACCAAGGUUUCACUCCAACAAAUCGAUCAGAUCAAUAGCUAAAGCUGGACCAGAAGCAAGCUCUCUUAAGAGGAGAUGAAGCAACAUUAACUCCCUUAUAUAAAGGGAGCAAGUUUUUUUUUAAAUUUUUUUAUUUGGUAUACAAGGGAGAAGUGAAUGAGUAGGUAAAUAUAGGUAAAGGAGAGCUAGGUUUUUCUUUUGUCAGAGCCUAGAUUUGAUCAGAGAGUUAUUAUCUAUUUGUUUGAUUUUGUCCCCUUGGUGCCCCCACUCUUUUGGCCAGAUUAUGCCCUUUUCUUUCUCUGGGUGGUUUGUUAGUUACACCUUUAUGUUUCCUACUUCUUUAGAGUGGCCCACAACAGAUCAUUGUGAGAUGGUAUAUUUAUUGUUACUGGUAUUGUAAAUAUGUUGUCUCUUUGUUUGGUUUACUGUUUGGGGAAUGGAAUGGUUAUUUCAUAGUUGUGUAA